AUGCCGCGGCAUAUUUCCCUUCCCCCCGCCAUUCACUCCUCCCCCAAAAAAAUGUCCAUCGAAAUUUUACCGACUGAGCUCAUUCUCCUAAUAGCCUCUGUAUUGCCAUGCGAAUCAUCUCUCGUUGCCUUGGCCUUGUCGAACCGUCGCCUCUAUGAAAUCUGUAACCCGUUCCUUUAUCAGUACAACGUGCUCCACGGGCACAGCUCUGCUUUGAACUGGGCGGCGGAAAAUGACCGGAUCGAUACACUACAGAAGGCGCUAGACGCUGGAGCCCCUUUACUGAUGGGACGGCCUCUGAACGAGGAUCCGAGCCUCUUCAAGCCGCAUCCGCUCUCACUGGCGGCAAAAAAGGGUCAUACCAAUAUCGUCCGAUACAUGGUUGAUCGUGGUGUGAGCCCUGACAUCACGACCCGGGAGCUACUGACUCCGCUGGCGCUGGCUGCCGCCCGUGGCCAUGCUUCUCUAGUUACGUAUUUGCUGCAAGUGGGAGCCAGACAGGGGAUUAAAGAUGCUCGAGGCCGCCGGCCUGUGUUCCUGGCGGCGUCUCAGGGCCAUACGGAAGUGGUUGAGCUGCUUUUGUCUGCUCCUAAGGAACUUGGGAAUAAGCCCGAUAAAGAAGAACUGAUGACAGAGGCCUUUCUCGCGGCGGUUCAGGCUGAACAGGUCCCAGUGGUCCAGUUACUAUUCGCACACGGAGCGCAAUUAAACAUCGGUUUUGGAUGGUGUCCUCUUACUGUGGCAGCGAACAACGGAAAUAGCGAUUUGGCGGCGCUACUUCUUGCACACGGUGCAGAUCCGAACUUCAUUGAGGAAGGACAGGUGUGGGCGCCCUUAACGGUGGCAGUAGCCAAUGACCAUAAAGAAAUCUCCCAGAUGUUGGUCCACGGAACUGCAUGUCUCCACCGCACCAGAGCACUGGCCAUCGCAGUCAAACGGUGGAACAGACCAAUCGCCGAGAUGCUACUUCGAUGUGGCGCACCCCCUCAGUUCUGUCCAUCCGAGGUACUUAAUUUGCCGGAUGGUAUACCUGGUAAUGACGGGCAAUGGGUGCAGCCACUUCUCUUUGCCGUGGAGAGUGGCAAUCUGGAGCUUGCACAAUUGCUCCUGGAGUAUGGGGCAGAUGUAAAUGUGGCGUGUUUCGAACACCCUGGCGGCGAACGUGACAAAGAUUUUAACCGCGUCCUGUUCUGCGCUGUGGAGAAAUCCGACGAGACGAUGGUGAAUCUGCUACUAGAGCAUGGCGCAGAUCCGAGGAUUACUGAUCUAUACUCACAGUCUCCGCUUUCAUAUGCCGUUUACAGCAAUUGUGAGGCCAUUGUUCGCUCCCUGCUGGAUCACGGGGCAAAUCCUUACCGGGCAGUGGAUCAUUGUGACAGGAAACUGAUAAUGUUUUGGCAAAUGAAUCAAUCGAUCUGGGCAAUGCUACAAGAGGCAGAGGUGAAGUGGACCGAGCAGCAUUCGUGCUGA
Molecule: messenger RNA, 1470 nt
Organism: Penicillium egyptiacum
Lineage: Eukaryota; Fungi; Ascomycota; Eurotiomycetes; Eurotiales; Aspergillaceae
Source: the annotation of a GenBank genome assembly